GCCCCUAUCUGGUAACCCUGUCACACCGGAAAGAUGGCUGACACCGGGGACCCUGGCUACAGUUUCAAGUACUGUCAGUGUGGAUAAUCGUCGUUCGCAAAUAUUCUGAGAGCAUUGGAGGUUAUGACGGCACAUGCGUUUCAUGACAACUUUUUAGGCUAGGAGUUCUUUCCGUUUCUAGCUUGCUGAGAGUGAUUUCGCUCGCGCACAACGUUGGAAACGCUUGCUAUAACACUGCGCCCAACGAACUGUCUACUUUGCAUUCAGCAGUGUUUAAUGCAAACUGUUAAUACAUGCUAGCUAACAUCGUUUGUUUUAAAAGUCGUAACAUAGUUUAACUAUGUAACCGUAGUCUUGUGUGUCGUAACACUUGCACGCUAAUAGUGGCUGUGUGCGUUUGUGUGCAAUAUGUAUCAACGGUUGGCAAAGUAACGCAAUAUCGUCAGUGUAUAUUUUGCAAGGUUUUCGUCUAAAUUGGUGACCCUUAACCUAGCUAGCAUUGGCUAGCAACGCUGCGAAAGUAUCAUUCACUUGACUACAUAGCUUAGCGUGCAGUUGGUGAUACAAGUGAACUGCCGAGUGAGCUGCUAAGCCAGGGCAACAUUUCUUAGCAUGCUAGCUGUGCUGGACUGUUGUCAGGCCUAAAUAGAAAUAAAAAUCAAAACGGCGACGAUGACAUAAGACAUAUGUGUAUGUAACAUUUAGUUCUACACCUUAAAUGUUUGAUUUAAUUAUGUAAUCACUAAAUGUUGCUUCAAUGAGAAGUUGGACUCAUUUGGCCAGUUGCCGUUCUUGACCAUAUAUCUGCAUAGCAAGCAAGCAAGCUAGCUGGAUGUAAAAAUGCUGUAGUUUGACCAGUUGUGUUUGCAAGACGUUCAUCCACCCUGGACUUUACUCCAAAGUUACUAUCGAAGAUGUGUGAUGUCUUUUGGCUCAGUGCUGGACCACCCUACGUACCAUGCUGUGGCUGCCUUCCCGACUUGGCUUCAUAACGUUUGGCAGACUCUGCUUGUCCCUCCAGGACCGUAGCCUGCCUACUGUUCUGGCCCCAGGUCUCAAAGCCAGCAUGUACACCACACGUCUGUACAGCGGUAGUGGGAGCAAGCCAGGGCGGCGGAUUGGCCUUGUGGGGGCAGGAGGACCACCCAUGCUGGAGAAUCACCAUCACCACCACCACCACCAACAACACCACCAUCCACUUCCCCACCAUGCCACGGUGCCGCCCCCUCAGACCUUCCCACCUGUGUAUCCUGGUCGUCUGGAAGGGCACCGGCCCCACUACCAGGCCCUCCACCAGCACUACCACUCUCACCUCCAACCGCCACACCUGCCCUCUCAACACUACCAGCAGAGUGCACACAUCCACCACGGAAAAAAGAAGACUUGGAACUUCAUACACGAGAAGAUGAGCUACGACACCUUUUUCACCAUGAAGCGACUCAUCGACCGGUCGCGAGGUGUGGACGAGGUCCUCCGCUGGGUCACCCAGAACCCGGGCAAGAUCUCGCACAACCAUUACCCCAUUGCUCUGCAGAAGAUUGGACAGCUCCUGCUGGUGCAACAGGCUGGGGCCGCGGCAGCUGGGCUGGUGGGCGCUGGGGCUGUGGAGGGUUCCCUGGUCGCCUCUCCCACUGCAUCGAAUGGGGAAAACCCCUGUCGUCAGAUUCUAGACAAUCCCGACUUCCAAGCACUCUGCAAUGCUAUCGUGAACGAGUGCUCCAAAUUUGACAACUUCAGCAUUGUUAACUGCCUUUAUGCGGUUGCAGCACUAGGGUUGCCCAGUGACUCUCAGAUCGUGCAGGUUCUGGAGGCAGAGUCUCAGGGCCGUCUGUCCCAGUUCAACCAGAAGGACAUCUCCAUGGUGUUCAGCAGCAGCAUGAAGCUGCACCCCUCCAGCCAGCACGCGCUGAUCGAGGCCUGCCUGGCCAGCCUGGAGAAGAACAUCGAGCGGGAGCGGCACCCCCAGACCCUGUUCCUGCUGCUGUCCUACUACCGCACCAAGUGCCGGGCGCUGCAGGCGGCGGCGGGGGACGCGCCCGUGCCCGUGCCCGUGCCCUCCCCAGAGCAGCUGCUGCUGAACCGCAAGAUCCUGCGACUGGUGAAGCACACGCUGGCCAGCGUGAGCAGCGUGCGCGACCACGAGAUGGCCCUGCUGGACGACAUGCUGUCGGCCUGUGCGCGCGAGGCCAGCAACAAGAGCCUGGAGCUCAUCUUCAGCUCGCACCUGUUCUACCAGAACAGGCAGGAGAAGUUCAUCGUCAGCCUCGCUGAGGAACUUCCCAAAAAAGCAGACAGCAUUACGCCCUAUACCAUGGCGCUCAUCUCCAAAUAUGUUGCACGUCACCGACUUAGAGAGACCCGAUUACUUGAUACCAUUGCCGAUUUCCUCGUGAAGAAGGGCGAGUAUCUGGACAGCAAGGUCAUCCAAAAGCUGGUGUUCCCCUUCAGCCGCAUGAGCUACAGGCCGGCCAACGAGGGCCAGUUCUUCUCCAAGCUGGAGGCGGUGCUGGAGCUGAAGGCUCUGAGCUCUCCACUGGCGACGGUCAACAUCCUCAUGUCGCUCUUCCAGCUUGGACAUUUCCCAGGCCUCGUGCUGCACCGCGUGUUCUCCACACCUUUCAUCAGCAACGUUACUAACAGCCCCUAUGCGCUCAUUGUGCGGCGGUACUUGUCCCUGCUGGAUGCUGCUGUUGAGCUUGAGUACCGGGACUACAGUGGACCGCGCUUGCAGGACACUCACAAAGUACUCAUGUUCGACCACGCGUUAACAGCAGAUGAGGUCAACCGCAAGUACAGCUACAAGGGGCUGGUGGCUGAGGCACUUAGACAACUGGUGGGAGAGCAUGGCUACAAGCAAGAUGAAGUGUUGGCCCCAGGAUACUACACGGAUUUCCUCUUGCUGAUUGACCACUCGGGUCGGGUUCUCCCCAUUCGAGCGUCUGGGAACGUGACUCUGGCCGUGGCCUCCAAGACUUUGGAGGGUUCCAGCCCAGUGGCAGUGCUCACCUCCGACUUCCAGAAGUUCUCCCCUUUCACCGCAUCGUUGGAGGACGGGGGCGACCAGCAGCCGGGCGACGAGUCGGCGGCGUACCUGUCUCCACACAUGCGCCCCGCACCCCAGCCUGCAGGCGCCCAGCGUGCCGGUGGCGCCAACGGAGGCAUGCCCCUCGAGUACACCCAGUACUACGCGCCCACAGAUUACUACUCCAGCCUGGCCAAGGAGCACUCCCUGGAGAGUCAGGACAGCUCCACCCUCAGCAGCCCCUCGGACUGCCUCACCCAGGCGGGGCCCGUUAGCACCGGCCCCGCUGGCGGCCCGGACUCCCUCUUCCAGUUCUCCAUCGGGAAAAUCCUGGAUGACGAAACGGGAGGAGCGCCCAUCCCAGCAGGAACUGCCCCUGGGGCAGACUGUGAGCUGCCAGCUUUCUAUGAGGGUGUGGCAUACCCAGAGGGGGGCGAGGGGGAGAUGGUGCCCACGUCUCAACCCCAGCUACACCCCACGGACUGCCCAGACGCGCAGAGAGGGGCUGCAGAUCCUCAGGUCAAGAGGGUCAUCAUGUCGGUUAAUGACAAGUGGCACUACUGCCACAACUCGGACGUGCUGGUGGGCUCGAGAGCCAUGAGAGACCGUCACCUGCAGCUGUUGGGCUACAUAAUUCUUCAGCUACCCUAUCUGGAGUUGGAGAAGCUAAAUGGAAUUGAGGAGGUGAAGCAGUAUCUUCACAAAAAGCUGCUGGAGGUGCCCUUAUGACAGUGGAGAUCAGAGAGGGCUGUGUGUGUCCGAGCGUGUAUGAAUUAGAGACACCGGGUGAGAGAAAGAGAGAGAGAGAGAGAACGAAAGAAAGAGAAAGAAAGUGUGGCAUUGUGCUUUGAGAGGAACGUUUGAGUUGAAAUCAUUUAUUAUUUGGGAUGACAGUGUGAGAUGUUUGUGGGAAUGUGUGUUUGAGAGUGGGGAAACUUGGUCCUUUAUAUGGCCAACAAACUAUUUGGUGCCAGGACACUAACUAGCCGUUACACUAACAUAGUUGUAGGGCCAAGCUGUUUUUGUUUCAGAAUGGGUAUAAAGCAAGCCUUGAAAUGAUUUUUUAUGUACUUUCUGAUUUUUACAGUUUGUCUAUACAGUGCAGAGGUUAUGUUACCAAGUCAUCAUAAGAGCCAACUAAUGGCAACUGUCUAAGAAACGAAGCAAUCUCUGACACUUUUGACAUUAAUUUUUUAUUUAUGUCAGACAAGGUACUGUUACUUAAUGCCUUUGCUAUAGGGAAGGAAUGGGUGUAUACAAUUUCUGGUGGUGCUGUUUCUUUUUCUUUUUUUUUCUUUCUUUUGUCGUCCAUCUAGAGAGCAUGGAGAUGGGAAUUGAUGAUGCUGCUUUUUGAUAGGCUAAAGGGAUAUCUACUCCUGUGCACCACAAAUAUUGUCUAAGUUGCAAUUUAUUCUAGUAAUUUCUUCAGAAUACUUGACCAGAGAGAAGAAAAAAAAACAAUUGGCCACCAAGACUGGCUUUGUAACCAAAUAUUUAGUGAGUGGGGUGUAAUGACAUUAUUGAUACAAAAAUGAAUUUCCUUUUGCAGGUUUAAAUGAGGAAUCUGCAGCAUAGACUUUCAGAAUGUUUUAUGUUGUAUUAUAUAGCAGAGUGCCACUUUUAUGUUUCAAAAAAAUGGAUGAUAUUUAUUUUAAUUUCCUCAGAAAUGCAUUCUGCACUCAGCUGUCAUUUAAAAGAAAGGCUCAAUAAACCACCCAGUGGAUUAUAGAACUGUCACCCAGCCUUCUCAGUUUUCAGAUCCUAUUAUAGUUCUAAGCUUUAUAAUUUCCUUAAAAAUCUUGGGUAUGUGCACUUCUGUGCAGUGACGUGUGCUUGAAAUGACUUAAAAGUACAACACAUACACAUGCCUCUGAUAUUAAUCUUGUUCGGGUAUAUGUGAACAUUCGAAGUUCUUGGAAUUUGAGUUUGCCUUGUACCUGGUAGGGUGGCUGACUGUGUUAUCCAUAAUGAGGAAUGUGUUAAUGGAGAGGACACAGUAUGUACAUGAACAUCCUUGACAAGACCCAAUGGCCAUGUAUACAGACAUUGUUAAAUCAUGUACAUGAAUCAUACAAUUAGUGUCAAGUUUGCCUUUUGUGUACUUUGACAAUAAAUAUGAGAGUCGGUUUUAAGACUUGAGUAGAAAAAGGAAACAUUUUCCUGCCAUUGUUGCUGUUUGCUUUGCUUAGCGUUGCUUUGUUUAAAGGACCUUUUACUCAGCUAUGUGGGAAAGAGAUUAUUUAUUUGAAGAUGGUGUUCUUUUGAAUGUAUGGUCUGGGGCUGGGUGUAUGUGUUGGGAUGAAGGCCAGGGUGGGAAAGUUUGUUUAUACAUAUAAAAUGGAUAUGUUAAAAAAACAAAAAAACAUUAUUAAAUAAUAUAAAACUCAAUCUUGAAACCUUU
This is a messenger RNA of Engraulis encrasicolus (European anchovy), 5423 nucleotides long. RefSeq names its product Fas-activated serine/threonine kinase (gene fastk). Bases 959 to 3751 code for a protein of 930 amino acids. Gene Ontology annotation, cellular component: ribonucleoprotein granule; mitochondrial matrix. NCBI's taxonomy places the organism in Eukaryota, Metazoa, Chordata, Actinopteri, Clupeiformes, Engraulidae. Gene Ontology annotation, molecular function: RNA binding. Gene Ontology annotation, biological process: mitochondrial RNA processing; regulation of mitochondrial mRNA stability. The record is from RefSeq and is a predicted model, not a curated record. The transcript has 10 exons.